AUGCGGGUUGAUAUUAUCUCGUUGGUGGCUCUAGCUUCAACAGCUGCAGGUCUCCUUGUCACCUCGCCACGAAUUGGUGAAAAGAUUGACCCUGAUAUGCCCCUUACUAUCAAGUGGCAGGUUGUCGCAACGGACCCGGAUACCUUUAACAUCGAACUGGUCAAUCAGAAUGUCUAUCCUCCGACAACAACGGUUGUGGCAGAAGAUAUAGACUCUUCCAAAGGCUCCUAUACUGUCAAAGCAAAGACAUUCACAGAUACAGAUGAUGGGAAGGGAUAUCAGAUCAACUUCAUCUCCCCGGAAAGUGGCAUUCUGGCUCAGUCUCAGCAAUUCCGAGUCACCGAACCUGGUGCAAUUGCUAGUAGCUCUGGUAAGGAAACCAGUACUGCGCUUGAAACUUCGUCUGCCUCGUCCUUGAUGUCUUCCACCGCGUCGACCAGUGAUCUUACUUCCUCGGCUGCUUCCUCGACUGCUUCCUCUUACCUGUCUUCGACUGCUCACUCCUCCACCAGUGCGUCUACCCCUACCUUGUCCUCUUAUCUUACUGCUUCAUCUUCUUUCUCUACCCGUACAGCAUCUUCUCUUAUAACCAGCUCUUCUGCAAGUGCGUCUACCUAUUCCAUUUUAUCUUCUCCCCCUUCAGCAUUUCCUGUUUCCAUCAGUACUACAUCCUCUAAGAUCUUGACUUCUACCUUGACGCUUACCACUAUCACUUCUUCCUCAGUCUCUUCCACAUCUGCACUUGCAACUUCUUCCUCGAUCUCUUCUACGUCUACUCCUUCAACUUCUUCUUUCAUUACAUCCAGCUCUGCCACCCCGACCACUUCUGCUUCCAUUACCUCGUCUUCUCACUCACCUACUUCAUCCACACAUUCCAUUUCGACUUUCUCAUCCAGCACUACUUCCUCUACCACACCCCAUUCUACCCACAUUUCCACUACCCCUGGCGGAAAGCGUGGCUUCCGAGACAGCAUUUUGCUUUUCACCCACUACAUUGAAGAACAAGUGACUGACUAUAUCCAUAGUGAGGAGCUCAACCGUCACCUCGACCUCGACCUCGAUCUCGACUAG
Penicillium vulpinum is the source of this 1071-nucleotide messenger RNA. Its product is annotated as GPI anchored serine-threonine rich family protein. The transcript is spliced from 5 exons. NCBI's taxonomy places the organism in Eukaryota, Fungi, Ascomycota, Eurotiomycetes, Eurotiales, Aspergillaceae. The record is from RefSeq and is a predicted model, not a curated record. The coding region runs from base 1 to 1071 and encodes 356 amino acids.